This is a messenger RNA of Metarhizium acridum CQMa 102, 615 nucleotides long. The record is from RefSeq and is a predicted model, not a curated record. NCBI's taxonomy places the organism in Eukaryota, Fungi, Ascomycota, Sordariomycetes, Hypocreales, Clavicipitaceae.
AUGGCAGCUCUCAUCAAGGCGGCCAACGCAAAGAUCAGGUCCAACCCCGUGUUGGACUACGUCUGCUCAACACGUCAAUGCGUGCAUCUACGAAUCGAGCGUGAUACAGAUCCCCCGAGCUUCCUACAACGACCGGGUGGUGUUUUCCCUCGGCCCUCACUGGGAAGCAAACAGCAAAAGAACUAUCUCGAAGCCUUUGCCUUUGCCACCCGCGAACAUUGCAGCCCCGGAGAACACAACUUCACUCUAAACACAACUAACAAGAAACGAAAAUGCACAGACUUCUGGGGUCCCGUGUCAAACUUUGGCAUUCCCGUCGCCGCAGUGCUCGACACGCAAAAGAGUCCCGACCUAAUCUCGGGCCAAAUGACCGGCGCGCUGUGCAUCUACUCGGCCACGUUCAUGCGGUACUCGCUCGCCGUUACGCCCAAGAACUACCUCCUCUUCGCGUGCCACUUCGUCAACGAGUGCGCCCAGCUGACCCAGGGCUACCGAUACCUGUCAUACCACCACUGGGGUGGGAAGGAGAAGACGGAGCUGGAAAAGGGCAUUGAAUCGGCUAAGAACAAGGUCGAGAGCGUGGAGGACAAGGUGAAGAGUGCAGUCAGCAAAUAA